AUGUAUUUCUCUCUAUAUAUCUCUCUAUCCUCUAGAAAAUUUCUCUACCUUACACAAUCCACUCUAUUUUUAGCAAAAAAUAAGAGAGGGACCUGCAAGCACAAGCGAUCUCAGUGCAUGCGGUGCUCAUGCCUCUUGCGCAGCUCCAUUAAGCAGGUCCAGCAGCUCAUCAAACAUGAGCAGACCAUAGUCGAAAAAGAUAUCUUCACUCUCCGGGUUUCAGCUGGAUCAGGUGGAAACGGGUUAUCUCGUUACGAUGGCAGAGGAGGGAAUGGUGGUAGUGUUUAUCUCACAGCCUCUACCAGUAUGGCAUUCACUGAUAUUAAGAAGAAGCUCGGUGGAAAGAUGAAAUUGAAGGCUCAAAAUGGUACUCACAGUCAGAAAAUUAAACUAGUAGGCGACGAUGGAGAACACACGUAUCUUCAAGUUCCAGUAGGAGUUGAAGCAGUCGAUACGGAACGAAAUGUACUGCUGGCCCGCUGCUCCCGUCCUUACCAGAGAUAUCUCAUCGCUAGAGGAGGAACCGGUGGCAAUGCAAGGAAUCACUACAAAGGUGAACCAGGAGAACAGUUCGACGUUUCCCUUCAUCUAAAACUUCGUCCCAACGUUGGCCUCGUAGGAUUUCCGAAUGCAGGGAAGUCUACACUGAUGAAAGCUUUUGUUCCUCGGAAAAGCAUAAAGAUAGCACCUUAUCCUUUCACAACAACCAAGCCUCAGGUGGCUUUUUGGGUUGCCGAAAAGCAUAAGGAAGAAGAGGAAGAUUUCACUUUAUCGAUUGCCGACUUACCAGGUUUGAUAGAGGGUGCAGCACAAAAUCGUGGAAAAGGCCAUAAGUUUCUUAAACAUCUCGAAUAUGCGGAUGUACUUUUGUUGGUGGUGGAUUGUCUAGGAUUCCAACUUUCCAAUAAUCUCAACGAGCCGUUCAGGACUCCACUGGAAGUGGUAGCUCUUCUCAACCGCGAACUUGAGGACUACAGUAAGAAAUUGGUAGAGAAACCUGCGUUGCUAGUUCUGAACAAAAUCGAUAUUGCGCCUGAUAAAGAGGAACCUUCCCGCUUAGCACAAGUUCUACGCGGCUUUGAUUGGCCACUAAACUUAUCUGAUGAGCUCCGUCCUCGCUUUCCUCUACAAUUUGACUUCGUUCUCCCCAUUUCUGCAAAAUUAGGAGAAAUUGAAGAACUGAAGAGGGCCCUCGUCCGUACGUACAGAAAUGUACGUCCAAGUAUAGUACCAGAACAUCUUCGUGAAAGUGAUGAUAAGAGCUUACUAUGA
Molecule: messenger RNA, 1272 nt
Organism: Necator americanus (New World hookworm)
Lineage: Eukaryota; Metazoa; Nematoda; Chromadorea; Rhabditida; Ancylostomatidae
Exons: 9
Coding region: 1-1272 (423 amino acids)
Cellular component (GO): mitochondrion
Molecular function (GO): GTPase activity; GTP binding
Source: RefSeq, a predicted model, not a curated record